CUUUAAUUUCAGACAACCAUUCUCGUGUCCUGCUAAACCAGUCCACGAAUGCUUCAGGUUCCGACUACAUCAAUGCCAGCACCAUAACUGACCAUGAUCCAAAGAAUCCAGCAUAUAUUGCCACCCAAGGACCUUUGCCACAUACAGUUGCUGACUUUUGGCAGAUGGUAUGGGAACAAGGCAGUGUUGUAAUAGUGAUGCUGACCAAACUAACGGAGAAUGCUGACGCCAUGUGUCAUCGCUAUUGGCCAGAAGAAGGCAGUGAUCUUUAUCACAUUUAUGAGGUACAUCUGGUCUCUGAACAUAUCUGGUGUGAUGACUACCUGGUACGCAGCUUUUACCUGAAGAAUCUACAAACCAAUGAAACACGGACUGUCACCCAGUUCCACUUCUUGUCUUGGCUUGAUCUCUCCAUUCCGACAUCGGUGAAGGUUUUGCUUGAUUUCCGUCG
This is a messenger RNA of Octopus sinensis (East Asian common octopus), 451 nucleotides long. RefSeq names its product receptor-type tyrosine-protein phosphatase N2. Gene Ontology annotation, cellular component: secretory granule. The annotation marks the transcript as partial. Gene Ontology annotation, biological process: protein dephosphorylation. The record is from RefSeq and is a predicted model, not a curated record. Gene Ontology annotation, molecular function: protein tyrosine phosphatase activity. NCBI's taxonomy places the organism in Eukaryota, Metazoa, Mollusca, Cephalopoda, Octopoda, Octopodidae. The transcript has 4 exons.